This is a messenger RNA of Limulus polyphemus (Atlantic horseshoe crab), 2510 nucleotides long. RefSeq names its product laminin subunit alpha-like. NCBI's taxonomy places the organism in Eukaryota, Metazoa, Arthropoda, Merostomata, Xiphosura, Limulidae. The record is from RefSeq and is a predicted model, not a curated record. The transcript has 13 exons. The annotation marks the transcript as partial.
AUUCCAUGUUGCUUAUGUGUUCAUCAAGAUGGGGAUAUCUCCCAGACCAGGAGUAUGGGCCCUGGAAAGAUCAACAGAUGGGGGGCAGACUUAUCGGCCCUGGCAGUACUUUGCAGACACCCCUGGUGAUUGUGUCCAGUACUUUGGAAAUGACUCACUACAACCCCUCACUAAAGAUGAUUCAGUCGUUUGUGAAACAAAAUUCUCUAAAGUUGUUCCCUUGGAAGGGGGGGAGAUUGUUGUGUCCCUGCUGAAUGACCGGCCUAGUGCAGAAGAUUUUAUCCAUUCAUCAGUACUUCAGGAAUGGACAAAGGCUACUAAUGUGAGGUUAAGGUUUAUUCGUACAAAGACGUUAUUGGGCCAUUUGAUGUCUGUUGUCAGACAAGAUCCCACUGUCACGAGAAGAUAUUUUUAUAGUAUCAAAGACAUCAACAUUGGUGGUCGAUGUGUGUGUAAUGGCCAUGCAGAAACCUGUGACUUGACUGACCCCAGUGACCCCUAUAAACUUUUGUGUCGAUGUCAACACAAUACCUGUGGUCCUCAGUGUGAACAAUGUUGUCCAGGUUUUGUACAAAAGAAAUGGAGACGUGCUCUUGUGGACAACCCCAAUGCUUGUGAACGCUGCAACUGUUUUGGACAUGCUAGAGGAUGUGUAUAUGAUGAAAAUAUUGACAAGUUAGGCCUCAGCCUUGACAUUCAUGGAAACUAUCGAGGAGGUGGUGUCUGCCAGAACUGUGAACACAACACGGAGGGAAUUAACUGUAACCGCUGCAAACCGGGGUUUUUCAGGCCUUACGACAAACCACUUAACGCGACAGAUGUCUGCCAACUGUGUCAAUGUGAUUUGACCUUUUCUACGGGAAACUGUGCUGAUGGUAAUGGUCAAUGUGAAUGUCGACCCGAGUUCCUUCCCCCUUACUGUGACCAGUGCAACAUAGGCUAUUAUGGAUAUCCCCAGUGUCGACCCUGUGACUGUAAUGUUAAUGGAACGGAAGGGAAUAUUUGUGAAGUUGGAGGUGGCCAGUGUCCAUGUAAGCCUAACUACACUGGCAAAAACUGUAACAAGUGUGCACAAGGAUAUUAUGGCUUUCCAGAUUGCUUACCAUGUGACUGUCAUGGUAUUGGUGCAACUAGUUCAGAAUGUGACGUAGAGACAGGACAGUGCUCCUGCCGCACUAACUAUGGUGGAAGACAAUGUUCUAUGUGUGAUGUUGGAUUUUAUAACUACCCAUUGUGUCAGUUAUGUUCCUGUGAUCCUAUUGGGAGUACUGAAGAUAUUUGUAACCAGACAACAGGUGAAUGUUUAUGUCACUCAGGGUUCGGAUUACCACGAUGUGACAUUUGUGCCCCGGGUUACUUUGGAUUUCCAGACUGUAUUGAAUGUGGCUGCGAUGAACAAGGAUCUGUUAGUUCCGUCUGUGAUUCUACAGGUAAAUGUCGGUGUCUAGUGAACUUCAGUGGAAAGAAAUGUGACCAGUGUUCUCCUGGGUACUACAACUAUCCUGAAUGUCUAGCUUGUAACUGUGAUGUGGCUGGAUCUCAAGGGGUGUCUUGUAAAGAUGAUGGCCAGUGUUUCUGUCGAUCGAAUUUUGAUGGUGAAAAGUGUGGACAAUGUCGAGAGGGAUUUUACAACUAUCCUCGCUGUGAAGAGUGCAACUGUAAUCCAGCAGGAGUGUUGGCAACAUUUGGUGGUUGUGGAAGUUUAACUAGUGGAGAGUUAUGCGAGUGUAAAGAACGAGUCACGGGUCGAAUCUGUGACACGUGUCGACCUCUGUUUUGGAACUUGCAAGCAGGAAAUCCAGUGGGUUGUGAAGAGUGUGACUGCUAUGGACCUGGUACUAUUGGAGGUGCUAGUUUAUGUGAUGGAGUUAGUGGGCAGUGCAUAUGUAAACCCAACGUUAUCUCUCGUCAGUGUCAGGAAUGUAAGGAUGGAAGUUACCGUUUGGAGGAAGAUAACCUUUUUGGUUGUCAAGAUUGCCAGUGUGACAUUGGAGGUUCAGAGAACAAUGUGUGUGACAAAAACACUGGAAAGUGUGCCUGCCGUCCUCGGAUCAACGGUCGACGCUGUGACAAACCACUACAAACCCAUUAUUUUCCAAGUCUUCAUCAGUUACAGUACGAACUUGAAGAUGGACGAACCCCAUCAGACACUCCCGUUAGGUUUGGUUACGACCAGUCACAAUUUGGAGAUUACUCAUGGAGGGGAUACGCUAUCUUUUCAGACAUUCAGAAGGAAAUUCUGUUGCGUAUAUAUGUUGAAAAAUCUAGCCUGUAUCAUGUUUUGUUUCGAUACCAUAAUUUUGGUGGAGAGAACAUUUAUGGUUUUGUGAAAUUCACACCAGAAGCGUCUGGAGAGACGGAACAGAGUAGUGAUGUUGUCUUCAAGUCCACUGAUGAGCCUAAGUUUGUCUUGGUUUCUGGUAAGCAGGGUCUUAUUGCUUCACCAUUCGUUUUGAAUCCAGGCAGAUGGACAGUAUCCAUUAAAGUAGAAAAACCUCUCUUUGUGGUAA